CGAGAACACAUCCAAGCACUCGCCAUAAUUCCAAACCACUGUGCCGCUCCCUCCUUCCCCUCUCCUCCUCGCCGUCCUCGCAAGAACACGGCGAAAAAUCGGGGCUUUUGGGUUCCGGACGCCCGAAGAUCGUAUUUAAUUUCCGGUUUUGACCGGCCGGCGGAGGGAAGGGGAUGCGGCGUGGUGGUGGUCUGAUGUAGAUUUCCUUUUCCAGCCUUGUCUGCUCUGCUCGCGUUCACAUCUCUCGCUUGCACAGAGCUUUCUGAUCUGCCAACUGGAGAACGAGGCCAUGCGCGCCGCCCCAACACGAGGUCUGCUGAACGGGGAGUGAUCGCGUCCGGUGGCCUGCCUGCUGCGGAGAUGAAGGAGGAGAGGUGCCUGGACCCGCAGCUGUGGCACGCCUGCGCGGGCGGCAUGGUGCAGAUGCCCACGCCGCGCGCCCGCGUCUUCUACUUCCCGCAGGGCCACGCCGAGCACGCCAACGGCGGCGGCGGCGGCGUGGCCGCCGCCGAGCUCGCGGCGGCGCUCGGCCCGCGCCCGCUCCCGCCGCUCGUGCUCUGCUCCGUCGCCGGGGUGCGCUUCCUGGCCGAUCCGGACACGGACGAGGUGUUCGCCAAGAUCCGCCUCGUGCCCGUCGGCGCCGGCGACCCGGGGCUCCGGGACCCCGACCCGCUCGGCCCCGACCAGACGGAGGCGCGCGAGAAGCUCGCCUCCUUCGCCAAGACGCUCACCCAGUCCGACGCCAACAACGGCGGCGGCUUCUCCGUGCCCCGCUACUGCGCCGAGACCAUCUUCCCCAAGCUCGACUACCGGGCCGACCCGCCCGUGCAGACGGUGCUCGCCAAGGACGUGCACGGGGAGGUCUGGAAGUUCCGCCACAUCUACCGGGGCACCCCGCGCAGGCACCUGCUCACCACGGGAUGGAGCACCUUCGUCAACCAGAAGAAGCUCGUCGCGGGGGACUCCAUCGUCUUCCUGCGCACCGAGCACGGCGAGCUCUGCGUCGGGAUACGCCGCGCCAAGCGGGUCACAUGCGGUGGCAUGGAGUGCAUAUCCGGAUGGAACGCCCCGGGCUACGGGGGAUUCUCGGCCUUCCUCAAGGACGAGGAGAACAAGAUGAUGAAUGGACCCGGAGGAGGCUACAUGAAGGGCAGGGGGAAGGUCAAGAUCGCCGACGUCGUCGAGGCCGCCAGCCUUGCGGCCAGCGGCCAGCCGUUUGAGGUGGUCUACUACCCGAGAGCUAGCACGCCCGAGUUUGUUGUCAAGGCCGCCGCCAUGCAGGCUGCCAUGAGGAUCCACUGGUGCCCUGGGAUGAGAUUCAAGAUGGCCUUUGAGACCGAGGACUCCUCAAGAAUUAGCUGGUUUAUGGGGACUAUAUCUUCCGUCCAGGUCGCUGAUCCCAUCAGAUGGCAAAAUUCUCCGUGGAGGCUUCUUCAGGUCACAUGGGAUGAACCCGACUUGUUGCAGAAUGUGAAAUGUGUCAGCCCAUGGCUUGUGGAGCUUGUAUCAAGCAUUCCACCUAUCCAUUUGGGACCAUUUUCACCUCCACGAAAGAAGUUACGGGUUCCCCAACAUCCAGAUUUCCCAUUUGAUGGUCAUCUGUUUAAUCCCAUUUUCCAUGGGAACCCACUUGGUCCUAGCAACAGCCACCUAUGCUGUUACCCGGACAACUCUCCUGCAAGCAUACAGGGAGCCAGGCAUGCUCAAUUUGGUUUACCAUUGACAGAUCAUCAGCUUAAUAAGCUGCACCUCGGUCUGUUCCAGGGCGGCGGUUUUAACCGGUUCGACGCCCUAACCCCGUCUUCUCGGAUACCCAAGGGAUUUGUGAUCAGCAGCGCACCAGCCCAUGACAGUGUCUCUUGCGUGUUGACGAUUGGUACACCACAGAGCGCAGAAAAAUCUGAUGACAGAAAGACACCACACAUAAUGUUGUUUGGAAAGGCUAUCCUUACCGAGCAGCAGAUAACCUCAAGUGGAUCAAGAGAGACACUUUCCUCUGGGGCUACUGGAAACAGUUCUCCUAACGGCAAUGCGACGAAGGCAGGAAAUGUAUCUGAUGGUUCUGGUUCGUCAAUUUGCAUUGGCUUUUCGUCCCAAGGCCACGAGGCCUCUGACCUUGGAUUAGAAGCUGGACACUGCAAGGUAUUUAUGGAAUCGGAGGAUGUUGGUCGCACCAUUGACCUUUCAGUGUUUGGGUCGUACGAAGAGCUGUACGGCCGUCUGUCUGACAUGUUUGGAAUCGAGAAAGAGGAGAUCAUAAGCCAUCUCCGUUACCGCGACACAGCCGGUGCAGUCAUGCAUACCGGCGAAUUGCCAUUCAGCGACUUCAUGAAAGUAGCACGGAGGCUGACAAUAAUAACUGGCGAAAACGGAAGGCUGCCGAAACCUCUCAUGGAAUGCAUGGUUCAGCGGGUGUGAUCUCUCGGCCUAUUUGACCAUGAAUUUCAUCAAGAACUUCUAAACCUAGAGUGAAGAAGGACCUAUUUUCUAUAUGUAUUUCAGUGUUCCUCGGUGCUGUUUUAGCAGAACCGCAUCGUUAGUACAAUCUUGUGGAUUGCUUUUUCAUAUGUAUCUGUCUCGCUCAGCUGAGCGGACCUAUGGUAGCUGUUUGUUGGAUCUUGUGGACUGCCUAAGUAAUGUUUUUCGUCC
Messenger RNA from Lolium rigidum, 2649 nucleotides. RefSeq names its product auxin response factor 22-like. Gene Ontology annotation, biological process: response to hormone; regulation of DNA-templated transcription. Gene Ontology annotation, molecular function: protein binding; DNA binding. The record is from RefSeq and is a predicted model, not a curated record. Lineage: Eukaryota; Viridiplantae; Streptophyta; Magnoliopsida; Poales; Poaceae. The coding region runs from base 361 to 2418 and encodes 685 amino acids. The transcript has 4 exons. Gene Ontology annotation, cellular component: nucleus.